CCUUGGCCUCUCUUGGGCGGGUCUGGAACAAAGCUUCCUCUUUUGAUCCGGGACCCAGACCGGCGCUGCAACUCGGUGGAGUGUCAUGAUCUGUUCAAGGUUGAGGCAGACGUGGAGACGAACUGGUCUGGGAAGGCCAUCAAACCCCUUGUGCUGGCAUUGACGUGUCCCAGGGAGAGAGACAGGAAUCCUGCAGGGCAGCAGCAGACCUAAUACCAACUAAGCAUCUAAGAGGCCAGCUUGGGAAGCUGGGAUUCCUCUGGAGUGGCCCUGCCACCACCCACAGCCAUGCGCAGCCUCGAGGCUCUCCUGCUCCUCCUCCUGGCUGGGGGGACUGAGGCCUUUCGCAUCUGUGCCUUCAAUGCUCAGCGGUUGACACUGGCCAAAGUGGCCAAGGAGCAAGUGAUGGACACCUUAGUUCAGAUCUUGGUCCGCUGUGAUAUCAUGGUACUUCAGGAGGUGGUGGAUUCCUCUCCCAGUACCAUCACCCUUCUGCUUCGAGAACUCAAACGAAUUGACAGUUCCAGGAGCUACAGUUUCCUAAACAGCUCCCUGUUGGGGCGCAGCACAUACAAGGAAAUGUAUGUGUACAUCUUUCGGUCGGACAAGACACAGGUCCUGAAUUCAUACCAGUUCAACGACACCGAUGACCUCUUUGCCCGGGAGCCAUUUGUGGUCCAGUUCACUUUGCCCAGCAAAAUCCUUCCUAGCUUGGUGCUGGUCCCACUCCACACCACGCCCAAGGAUGUGGAGAAGGAGCUGAAUGCCCUCUAUAAUGUGUUCCUGGACGUCUCCCAACGCUGGCAGAGUGAGGAUGUGAUCCUACUUGGAGACUUCAAUGCUGACUGUGCUUCACUGACCAAAAAGCGCCUGAACAGCCUGCUACUGCGCACUGAGGCAGGCUUCCAUUGGGUGAUUCCCGACGGGGAGGACACCACUGUGCGGGCGAGCACCCAUUGCACCUAUGACCGUAUUGUGGUGCAUGGGCAGAGCUGUCAGAGCCUGCUGAAGGCUGCAGCUGCCUUUGACUUCCCCAGCCACUUCAAGCUCACUGAGGAAGAGGCUCUCAGCAUCAGCGACCACUAUCCUGUGGAGGUGGAGCUGAACCUGGCAGCUCCAAGUAUCAAGUCUCUCAGCCUGACCACUCUGCUGCUGCUGUCACUCCUGUCCCCUCAGCUGGGCCAGGUCAUCUGAUUGCUCAACUCUAAGCCUGCUGGUCACUGCCUUAGACUCAAACCCUCUUGCUAAGGUGUAACCUUGUCUUGUUUGGUAACCCAGAGAAGACAUGGCUAUAACUGAGUGGUUGGGUUCUUGCUUAGCAUGUCAAGGCCCUGGGUUUGAUCCCCAUCACCAGGGGGAAGAGGCUAAACUCAUGUCCCUCUACCUCAGGUUAUGUCAGGAGACAAAGCAAUGGCAAAGGGAAAACUGACAAGCAG
Molecule: messenger RNA, 1436 nt
Organism: Jaculus jaculus (lesser Egyptian jerboa)
Lineage: Eukaryota; Metazoa; Chordata; Mammalia; Rodentia; Dipodidae
Gene: Dnase1l1
Product: deoxyribonuclease 1 like 1
Exons: 8
Coding region: 289-1194 (301 amino acids)
Biological process (GO): DNA catabolic process
Cellular component (GO): nucleus
Molecular function (GO): DNA nuclease activity
Source: RefSeq, a predicted model, not a curated record